Molecule: messenger RNA, 2279 nt
Organism: Homalodisca vitripennis (glassy-winged sharpshooter)
Lineage: Eukaryota; Metazoa; Arthropoda; Insecta; Hemiptera; Cicadellidae
Product: tigger transposable element-derived protein 4-like
Exons: 1
Coding region: 695-1477 (260 amino acids)
Cellular component (GO): nucleus
Molecular function (GO): DNA binding
Source: RefSeq, a predicted model, not a curated record
UUAACAUAUUUAAUUAGUUCUUUUACAAUCAAAUAUUUAUUACUCAAAUUUGAUAUCCAUUUAAACUUAUUCCUGAAACUGGGAUAAACUGCAUGUUAAGUAUCAUGACAACAAUGUAGGUUAUAAUAUAAAAAUUCCAGUAUUUUAAUUGUGAUAUCAAAAUGACAUAUUCUACUAAUCCACAUAUGGUCUCACAACAAACAUUACGCCAGAAUUCAUCACUAAAUACAGUCGACUCUCGAUAACUCGAACCUCAAUAAGUCGAAUUCUUUGAUAACUCGAAUUUUUUCCGUUCCUUUGAGAAAACCUGCCUAAGUCGGAAAAAAACUAUGUGUAACUCAAAUUAAUUUUGCACCCGAAUUUUACCUCAAUAACUCGAAGUGAUAGAAAAAUUACCUCUAUAACUCGAAGUUCAGUAGAUAAGUCAAAGUCUUUAAAUACAUUACCACUACAACUCAAAAUUUUCAGAUCAACCCUCGCUAACUCGAAGCUGUGCUGUGUUUACAGCGAACCUGUGUUAGGUCAUAGACCUAACCGAACAGGUCUGGACAUGUCGCUGAAUUGUCCGACUGUCUACCAAACGUCAGUGCCGUGUGCAGUCAGUUCCCACACAUUUAGGAAAUAGAGUGGCACGUUCUCGUUCCCGGUCUAACCCUGUUUUGCGUUUAGUGAAUGUGAGUGACUACAGUACAGUAUGAGUGACAACGUGAGCACUAGAAAAGUGAAAACUUUGAAUAUAGGGGACAAGUUGAAGAUAAUAAAGUUAGUGGGUGAAGGGAAGAGGAAAAAGAAAGACAUUGCCGCAGACUUCAACAUUCCUUGCAGCACGCUGUCAACGAUCUUGAAAAACAAAGAAGAAAUUCAACAAAGGGCUAUCGAAGGUAACUUAAAAUGUAAAAGGAAAAGAAAUGCUGAAUUUAAAGAUGUAGAAGAGUGCAUGAUUAAAUGGUUUAAACAGUGCAGAGAAAAAAAUAUUACUCUAGGCGGCCCAUUGAUAAGAGAAAAAGCUGAGCACUUUGCUAGAUCUUUGGGCCACAUAGAGUUUAAAGCCAGCAAUGGGUGGCUUGAAAAUUUAAAAAAAAGGCACAACAUUUCUUUUAAGAAAGUUUGUGGAGAAAGUGGACCUGUAGACAAUGACGUAGUAGUUGAUUUGAAGGCUUCAUUACCAGAUCUGAUUAAAGAUUAUAACCCCAAAAACGUAUUCAAUGCUGACGAAACUGCUCUGUUCUUUAAGUGUCUCCCUGAUAAGACUUACGAGUUUAAAGAGGAAAAAUGUCACGGGGGCAAACACAGCAAAGAACGAAUUACUCUUUUGCUUGCGUCAAACAUGACAGGCACGAAUAUGUUAAAACCUCUAGUGAUGGGGAAAUCAAAAAAACCUCAAUGCUUUGCUGGAGUAAAGUCAUUACCUGUUGACUACACAGCAAAUAGGAAAGCAUGGAUAAAUGCGGAGUUGUUUGCAAAUUGGUUAAGUUAGAUAAGCAAAUGGGUAAAGGGAAGCGAAAAAUUAUUUUAUUUAUUGACAACUGCAGUGCUCACAACACUAUUCCUGAGCUCAAAUGGGUAAAGGUCCAGUUAUUACCAGUAAAUACGACAUCAAAAUUACAACCUCUGGAUCAGGGCAUUAUUAAGAAUUUUAAAGUUCUUUACAGAACUGAAGUAGUAAGAAGAUUUGUGGCUGAUAUUGAAGACGGAAAGGAGUGUUCAAUCAACCUGUUACAAGCCAUGCGGUUGAUUGACAAGUGCUGGAAAAGUGUAACAAAACAAACUGUUGUUAAUUGUUUUAAGUCGUGUGGGUUUGCAAUAGAUCGGGACCAAGAUGUUCCAAGUGACAAUGACCAUGAACUAGAACCGAGACUUCCCAACGCUGAAGCUGAGUGGACCAUGAUAAAUAACGAGCUCCCGAAUUUAGACUUUGAUGAUUUUGCAAAUGUCAACUAGGGUGUUUCAGUCUACGGAUCAUUAUCGGACCAAGACAUCAUCGCAACUGUAAUAAGUGAAGAUGUCCUCUCUGAUGAUGACAAUGACGACGGCAUGGAGCAGCCACCAGACAUCACAACCAAGGAAGCCAAGGCCGCAGUGAACACUUUACGUAGCUACUUAGAACAAUCAAGUGACGUACCAGACAACGUGUUCUCUGCUGUUGUUGUUAUUGAGAACAUAAUAGACUUAAAUUCUGAAAAAAAGCCUUAGGCAGAAGAAGAUUACGGAUUAUUUUCAAAUUUGAAUUGUAUGUACGUAUGAAUUGUAGGCAUACAUUGCAGUGUGACAGUAAGUAC